AUGCCUUUAGGUUUCGAACGACUGAAUGUCCGAAAACAACCUCCAAACAAACUCAUCACUUUCGUUUCACCCCUCGAUGGACCCGACAAAGCUAUCGCUCAGGACUUUCUAGAGAGGGUCGCUGCAAUAGUCUAUCCAAUAAUGAGAGAUAACGGUCUAGCCGUCAUGUCUCUCGACGAGUUCCCCACGAAUAAAGAGUUCUGGGGAAGAAACUUCAAUGCCGGCGAAUGCAUCCAGCUUGUCCUCAAGAAUCCCAACACAGGCCUCUGGCUCCCCUUCCAGUUUGUCCAAGGAGUUAUGAUUCACGAGUUAGCACACAUCAAGCAAAUGAAUCAUUCUCGUGCAUUCUGGUCAGUUAACAACAAGUUCUCUGCUCAACUCAGCACUCUCCGCUCCACUGGCUACACCGGAGAAGGCUUCUGGUCUGCUGGCCGUGUUCUAAUCUCCUCGGAAUGUACCCAGGACCGGCCUCUUGCUGAAGUAGACAUGCCGAAUUCUCUCUGUGGUGGAACCUACCGUACCCGUACACGCACUCGCAAGAACAGAACUGGUGCAGACCAGGCCACAAAAAAGCCAAAAUUAACGUAUGCCGAAAUCCAGCAACGCAAAAAGGAGCGGAAAUUCGGUACAAGUGAAGGUAAUAAGGUUGGUGCAGACGAAGACACAAGAGUCCAGCUCGAAAAGGGUGCGAAGGUAAAGAGCGCCCCAAAGGUUGCUAGGAGCGUUAGAGGGAGAGAGCUACGAGCUGCAGCGGCGUUGAAGAGAUUUGAGACCCAGGUGAAAAAAUCACCGGAGGAUGGGGAUGAGGAUAGUAUGGAUUAUAGUGAUAGGGAGGACGAGAAAGUCAUUGACGUUGGCGGGGGUAGAUUUUUGGUAUCUGUUAGCAAAGAGGAAGAUGGCGAGGACGAGGAAAAAGCGAUGAAGAAUGAACUUAUGGGAUUGGCGGGAGCUUGCGGAACAGACGGCGAUAGCGGCAGAAUAGGCACUGGUGAGGGGAGUGAGAAGCCGCGAGUUGUCAGAGAUGCGCGGAAGCGCAAGUCAACCUCAAAAGAGAGGUCAGAAGCAAUCACUAUAUGCGAUACGUCAGAUGAUGAGCCUAUCUGCGUCGAUUCGAAAAGCUCACCUAAGAAAUCAAUAACCAAAAAACAGAUAAGAGGAGAGACUGCUACUUCCCCCAUCAGCAUAGGACAAGGGCUUCAAUCCCGGUUUGAGAUCUCAGGAGGUUCGAAGGGAAUAUCCUGCUCGUGCUACGGAAAAUAA
Messenger RNA from Morchella importuna, 1260 nucleotides. RefSeq lists its product as uncharacterized. The transcript has 7 exons. The record is from RefSeq and is a predicted model, not a curated record. NCBI's taxonomy places the organism in Eukaryota, Fungi, Ascomycota, Pezizomycetes, Pezizales, Morchellaceae. The coding region runs from base 1 to 1260 and encodes 419 amino acids.